AUACAGUAAAGCAAUCUUCUUCCGUAUUAUAUAAUAAAUGAAUGGAAGAAGAUAGAUGCUUCCAGUUGUGGUACCUGAUUUUUUUUUGUGAUCGCCGCUCUUUUGGUCUCUAUGGCUUAGUCUUCGUAUAACCCACAAUUGCAUCAUGCUUCCUGCAUUAAACAGUGCUAGCCGUAACGCAGCGGCGACGUUCAACGGAGUGUUCAGUAGAGUGUCGAGUGCUACUCCGCUCGCCGCAGUAAAGUCUUCAAACAGUUAUUCUGCACACAUUCAAACAUCAGUAUAUACACAACAAAGGUCAUGGCUGAGAUCAGGUAUACACCCGAAGCACGUACCAAAUUCUCGAACACAUUCACAUGGACAAGACCAUCAUGCAGUGUCGCAAUUCAAUGUACGUGUACAAACACGUGCAUAUUCUUCAAAGAAAGGUAAAGCAGCGAAGGUCAAGACUCGCAGUGUGUCAACAAGUAAAACACUCGCCGCGCCUCCUCCCAACAGUAAAAACAAAUCACUUGGAAUGAAGUUAGCGUCCGUGGCUGCACAAACACGAGAUCUAAAAAAGCAGCGGUUAGAGGAAACGUCACGCGAACAGACAAAUGACAUGCUGGAUAGCAAUAACUCGGUAUUGCAUCAGCAAGGAGGUGGACACUCUCAUGGACAGACGAACCACCAAGGACAGGGGCGAGGGGGCGAUCACGGUAAUUGUAAAGCAGGUGAUGCUCAUAGUUAUGCUAGCUUGUAUCGGUAUGGGGAGUCGGAAGCACAGGCGGCUAGUGAGGAGGCCGACGAGGGAGUGACGGUAGGGCAUGCACAUCGCGGGCAUAAGAGACCGCAUACACACUCGUAUAAGCUGGACACUACGAGAGGCAAGCAGGUAAAACUCACAGAGGUGUUGAGUAUUCUGAAGUCCGAGUAUAAACUCAUGAGUCUAGCUAUGGUGGGCCUGGGCGCUUCGACGGCAGCUACGAUCGCCUUUCCUGAUGCAUUGGGUACAAUCGUGGAUGUACUCGCAGAGCCUACGACUGUGGACACAUAUGCACGGAUAAAGGAGAUCACCCUCAAUAUGGUCGGCAUCAUAACGGUGGGUGCUGGUGCUACAUUCCUUCACGCCACUCUUCUCGAGAUGGUAGGCCAGAAAAUCGGUGCAAGCCUGCGGAAGAAAUUGUACGGCGGUAUCAUGGCUCAGGACGCCGCCUUCUUCGAUGUGAACAGAUCUGGUGAAUUGGUUAACCGUCUGGGUAUAGAUGUACACGAGACUGCUGAGCAUCUUGUGGAAAAUGUCGGAUCGUUCACAGAGAGUGCCAUGAAAUCAGCAUCGGCUGUGGGCGCGAUGGUGUACAUUUCACCUUUGCUUACCUUUUACUCAGCCGGGGUAGUGCCCAUGAUCAUUGGUGGGGCGCUUUUUUUCGGAAAGUACAUCAAGCGAUUGUCACGCAAGCAUCUGGAUGCGCUCGCUACCUCUACUCAGAUGGCGGCCGAGCGUUUUGGCGCAAUACGCACGGUGGUACUCUGCGAUCAGCAACAGGUGGAGGCACGCGAGUACGGCAAAGUUAUUGACAUGUCGUAUUUGUAUGCGGAAAGACUUGCGUACUACCAAGGGUUGUUUUUGGGCUGUUCGUUCUUUAUCGGGAAUGGUGUGUUGUUGACUGUCGUCGGGCUGGGAGGGAAUAUGGUUAUCAACAACACGUUGUCCGUAGGGCAACUGACUGCUUUCUGUUUGUACGCUGGUAUGCUGAGUGGGUCUGUUUCUGAGGUUACGGAGAGCGCGAGUGGAAUUUUGAGAGCACAAGGCUCGGCUAGUCGUUUAUUCCAACUACUAGAAGCCAAGCCGAAAUUGGGAUACGGAACGAAGAAGUUAGCAGAGGGAUACAAUGGUAAUAUUCGAUUCAAUGGCGUGGGCUUCGCAUAUCCAACUGCCCCAGAUGCGCAAAUCAUUGAGAAAUUAGAUCUGAGUGUCACCGCUGGUGAGAUGGUGGCCCUCACGGGACGCUCUGGGUGUGGUAAAUCGAGUGUUAUCGCAUUGCUACAGGGUUUGUAUGAACCAAACCGUGGGUCUAUCACUAUCGAUGGUGUCGAUCUGCGUGAUCUCGAUGUCGCAUGGCUGAGGUCACAAAUGGGAUAUGUCCAGCAGGAACCUGUAGUCUUUUCCGGUACAAUAAGGAGUAAUAUAGUGUAUACCAAGCCCGACGCUACACAGGAGGAGGUAGUCGAGGCUGCUAAACUAUCAAAUGCACAUGAAUUCAUUACUCAUUUACCGAAGGGUUACGACACUCACGUGGGUGAGAGGGGGGCAUCGCUCUCGGGGGGUCAGAGGCAGAGGAUAGCUAUAGCACGUGCGCUGCUUACGAAACCACGCUUUCUGGUAUUGGAUGAGAGUACAAGUGCCUUGGAUGAGAUGAGCGAGGGUGUCGUAUUGAAUUCGCUGAAAAGUCUUAAUAGGAGCAAAAAGAUAACAACAUUGGUUGUUGCACACCAUUUAAAUACACUCGCAGUGUGUGAUAGGGUCGUGGUGAUGGAUACAGGAGGGGUAGUGACAAGAGACGGUGCCUUAAACAUAAUGUCCGAUGACGCAGGUGGGCAGAACAUAUAUGGAUUUAAGCAAGAUUGCCCGCGGUGAAUUGACUCCAGAUCGGUGGAUCUAGUGUGUACACUUUGUCAGCUGUACUAGCUACCAGUGAUAACGGAUAUGAUGAUCAUUAGGAGUACUGAUCUAUUUCUGAGCUAUUUUAGACUAUUUAAACAUUAACUUGAUUCGCGCGAACAUUGGACUCGGUUCAUCUUCGCCGAAAUGUAGAGUGGUUUGCUGGUUGUGAGGAAACCUGGAAGUGAAUGGCAGUAAUAAUAAAGCCAUGAUCGUACACGGCAAUUCGUCUCUUUCAUGGAGGUAACGAUCUAUCCACUGUCUCUCCUUCAAAAGGCCCAGCUUGUACAGGUCGAUUGAUAGAUGGUAUGAUAUAACAAAUAAAUUUAUUUUGUUCAGAG
Sphaeroforma arctica JP610 is the source of this 2982-nucleotide messenger RNA. RefSeq lists its product as hypothetical. Lineage: Eukaryota; Ichthyosporea; Ichthyophonida. Gene Ontology annotation, molecular function: ATP hydrolysis activity; ABC-type oligopeptide transporter activity; ATP binding. Gene Ontology annotation, biological process: transmembrane transport. The transcript is spliced from 2 exons. The record is from RefSeq and is a predicted model, not a curated record. Gene Ontology annotation, cellular component: membrane. The coding region runs from base 146 to 2617 and encodes 823 amino acids.